AUGACGCUGGAGGCUGCAACCGGGGCGAGCGGGCCGUCUGCCCCUUCGUGGGAGCUCAUCGCGUCGGAGAAGCGUCAGGCGCUGCUGGCGUCUAUACCUGAGGAGUGGCGCAUCCCGCCCGGCUUGCUGCCCCCCGAGGCAGAGGACGACGUCACCAACUGGCCCGAGACGAGUGGCUGGUUCACGCCGGACGAGCUGGCGAUUACAAACUCGACGGCGAGCGAGCUCGUCCCCAGGCUGGCCUCGGGGGAGCUUUCGUCCGCGGCUGCCACGAUGGCCUUUUGCAAGAGGGCUGCCGCCGCGCACCAGCUGACAAACUGCCUCUCGGAAACGUGCUUCGAUCGCGCGGUGCGGACCGCAAGGGAGAGGGACUUGCACCUCGCGCGGACUGGGAGCCCGGUGGGCCCCCUGCACGGCCUUCCCAUCUCGCUCAAGGACAACUUCAACCUACGGGGCCUGGACGCCACCCUCGGGUUCGCAUCGCACGUCGGCGAUGCGGCCGAGGCGGACUCGACGCUGGCGCGGGUCCUGGAAGACGCCGGCGCGGUCUUUUACGUCAAGACCAACACCCCCACCGCCAUGAUGAUCGCCGAGAGCGUCAACAACGUGUUUGGGAGGACGGUGAACCCGCUCAACAGGAAGACGACCAGCGGGGGCAGCUCCGGCGGCGAGUCGGCGCUGCUGGCCAUGAAGGGGAGCCCCCUCGGCGUGGGCUCGGACAUUGGCGGCUCGCUGCGCAUCCCCGCCGCCUGCACGGGUCUCUUCACCCUGCGGCCGUCCUACGGCCGGUUUCCCGUGAGGAACUGCCGCUCCGGGAUGCCCGGGCAGGAAGCCGUCCAGUCGGUCAACGGGCCCAUGGCCAGGGCGCUCGCGGACAUUGCCAUGUACUCUCGGGCAGUGGCCGGCAGCCAGCCCUGGCUUGCAGACCCGCGGUGCCUGCCCAUGCCAUGGCGAGAGGUCCACCUGCCGAGCAAGCUCAAGAUUGGCGUCAUGUGGCACGACAACAUGGUUCGUCCCACACCCCCCGUGACGCGGGCCCUCCGCGCGGCCGUGGCCAAGCUCGGGGCGGCGGGUCACGAGGUGGUCGAGUGGGAUCCCGCCGACCAGAGGGAGGGGCUCGACCUGCUCGCGCGCAUGUUUGUCGCCGACGGCGGCACGGCCAUCAGGAAGCAGCUCGAGCGGACCGGCGAGCCGUGGCGUCCCGAGAUGGAGCAGUUCCGCGUGGCCACGCAGCUGACGACGUACGAGAUGUGGAAUCUGCAGCUGGAGCGCGUCGACUUCCAGAACAGGUACCUGGACCGGUGGAACGAGGCCGGCCUCGACGCGAUUUUGUGCCCGACGAUUCCGUUCAACACCGUUAGGAACGGGUCAUUCAAGCAUGUCGGCUACACCGGGGUUUACAACGUCCUCGACUACUCCUGCCUCUCCUUCCCGACAGGCCUCACCGUCGACAAGGCCGUCGACCGCAUCGACGAGCGCUACCGGCCUCUUGGAUCGGACUGCGAGGCCAUCAAUACAGGCUAUGAUGCCGAGAUUAUGCACGGCUUGCCGAUUAGCUUGCAGCUGGUGGGUAGAAGACUGGAAGAAGAGAAGGUGCUUGCGAUGGGCAGCGAGAUUUUGCAUGCACUCUCGUCGUAG
Molecule: messenger RNA, 1638 nt
Organism: Ustilaginoidea virens
Lineage: Eukaryota; Fungi; Ascomycota; Sordariomycetes; Hypocreales; Clavicipitaceae
Exons: 4
Coding region: 1-1638 (545 amino acids)
Source: RefSeq, a predicted model, not a curated record